This is a messenger RNA of Spodoptera exigua (beet armyworm), 564 nucleotides long. The record is from the annotation of a GenBank genome assembly. NCBI's taxonomy places the organism in Eukaryota, Metazoa, Arthropoda, Insecta, Lepidoptera, Noctuidae.
AUGGACGGACGCUACACAGUUGUGGGCCAUGGAACGUUAAACCGCGCAACUGGAAUAAAUCAAGACGCACAUUGGCAGCUCACUGUCAUGUCCAACAUAGAUGGCGCUUUCCACGUCUGUGACAACGAAGACCUUUGCAAAGCAUUACACAUUCCGUACACACAGAAAAUACACGUUGAUGAGAUUUUCUUCCCAAAUAGAAGGAAUAUUUUGGGAGGUAUCCAUUUGUCUGUGACGAAACACGAGUCUGUUAGCUUCAGAGCAGCAGCGUCUUCUCCUGAGAAGAGGCCUUUGCUCAACAGUGGACACUUACGGACUGAUGAUGAAAGUGAUGAAACUGAAAUUGAACAACUCGGAGUUAGUCCGCACUAUGACUUACUUGACUUAAGUUCCGAUGUCGAUGUAGAGGGCUUCCACAGUAUUUUUCCAUUUGGACCUAUCUUGGGCUAUGUGCUUAAUUUCGGACCAGGACAGUCCUAUCCUCCUAAUUUCCGCCACCACUGUGCGCCGCCACGUUUGCUUAGGACGGCCAACUUUUCGCCUGCCUUGUGGUGUCCACUCUAG